GCCUUUGCCUGCAGUCCCCGGCCAGCCCUCGUCUCUCCCGUGGCGGCCAGAUGAUGAACUUUCUGCGGCGCAGGCUCUCGGACAGCAGCUUCAUCGCCAACCUGCCCAAUGGCUACAUGACCGACCUGCAGCGGCCAGAGCCUCAGCAGCCGCCGCCGCCGCCGCCUCCACCUUCCUCGGCAGCGGCUCCCCCUUCGGCUUCCCCGGCCUCGGAGCGCAAGCAGCCACAGCCGGCGGCGGCGCCACCCCAGCAGCCGCCUCCGCCGCCGCAGCAGUCGGUGGGCAGCAGCUUCUUCAGCUCCCUCUCCAACGCCGUGAAGCAGACUGCAGCCUCGGCCGGCUUGGUGGACUCCUCGGCGUCUUCCUCGGCGGCAGCCAAAAAGUUCAAGCUGCUCCUGGUCAUCGACGAGCCGCACACCGACUGGGUCAAGAGUUUUCGAGGGAAAAAAAUCCAUGGGGAAUAUGACAUCAAAGUUGAACAGGCCCAAUUUUCUGAGGUCAAUUUAAUUGCUCAUGCUGAUGGCAAUUAUGCCAUAGACAUACAAGCAUUCCGAAAUGGCACUAAAAUUGUCAGAUCCUUCAAGCCUGAUUUUGUUCUCAUCCGACAACAUUCAUUCAGCAUGGCCGAAAAUGAGGACUUCCGUAACUUAAUAAUUGGGAUGCAUUAUGCUGGCAUCCCAAGUGCCAACUCCCUAGAGUCAAUUUACAACUUCUGUGACAAGCCCUGGGUGUUUGCUCAGUUGGUGUCCAUCUACAGAACCCUGGGACCAGAGAAGUUUCCUCUGAUUGAACAAACCUUUUAUCCAAAUCACAAGGAAAUGCUGACAUUGCCAUCAUUUCCUGUUGUUGUGAAGAUUGGACAUGCUCAUUCAGGCAUGGGAAAGGUGAAAGUAGACAACCAUUAUGAUUUUCAAGAUAUAGCCAGUGUGGUAGCACUCACUCAAACCUACGCCACCACCGAACCCUACAUAGACUCCAAAUAUGACAUCAGGAUCCAAAAGAUAGGCAACAAUUACAAGGCAUACAUGAGAACAUCUAUAUCUGGCAACUGGAAGACAAACACUGGAUCCGCAAUGCUGGAACAAAUUGCUAUGUCAGACAGGUACAAGCUCUGGAUUGACAGCUGUUCUGAGAUGUUUGGCGGCCUGGACAUAUGUGCUAUCAAAGCAGUUCAUGGCAAGGAUGGGAAGGAUUACAUUUUUGAGGUUAUGGACUCCUCAAUGCCUUUGAUUGGUGAGCAUCAGGUUGAAGACAGACAGCUUAUAACGGAGCUUGUUGUAAGCAAAAUGAACCAAGUGUUAUCUAAAACACCUGUGCCAUCUCCUCAGAAACCAACUGCCACUCAGCAGCCCCAGAGUGGAUCAUUAAAGGAGCCAGAAUCAAACAAAGUCCCUCCCCAGCGACCACCUCCUCAAGGGGUCCCAGUGCAACCCCAAGGAAUGCAAACACAAAGCCAGGAACCACAGCGCGUGUUCCCUCCAGGGCAAUCAGCAAAGCCCUCAAGUUCCCUGCCGCCACGUCCACCGGGCCCUGCAACUCAACAACCACGUGCCCAGGCCCCUACAAGAGCUGGGCUGCCAGUGGAAGCAGAGGCAGAACCUUCGCCAGCAACACCACAGAAGGCUCCCCAGUCACACCCACAACUGAACAAAUCACAGUCUCUGACGAAUGCCUUCAGCUUCACAGAGUCAUCCUUCUUUCGAUCUUCUGUCAAUGAAGAUGAAGCAAAAGCAGAAACCAUUCGAAAUUUAAGAAAAUCCUUUGCCAGCCUCUUUUCUGAUUAGCCAUGUAGAGUUUUGAUAUUGCAUAUCUGUAAUACAUUAGAAAGUCUGCUGUGAACAUCAUUUUGCAAACAUAAUUUCCUUGUGAAUGAUCUUUCUUUGCUGUUCCAACUGUUGUAUUAAGCAAUAUGUUAAAAACUCUUUAAGAGACUAUAAUGAAACACAGUUCAGGUAUCCUGCAUUUGAAAAAAAUCCAUGUCUAAAAAAAGCCAAGAGGAAAAACUACACAGCAGAAUGAUUGAAAGUCCUCAUUAACUGUGAUAUUGUGGCCUUACCAUUAAAUGCACUAGGUCAUCUCAUUGGAUCUUCUUUUGUGAUAUCAUUAUAUCACAUCAUUAUGUUGUGAAUUACCCCCUUGGUAUACUUUUUUCGGUGUUCUCCUGCAUGUUUGUUUAGUUUAGUUCAUUUAUUUAUAGUUAGUCUAGGUAUUUUGUUCUCCCAAGGUCAGAGUUGAUCAGCUUUCUUUCUUAGCCUGAUCUUAUAUGAUGCACCUUCACAGUGGUGUUUUCUGUCUACUCUCCUUCACCUUCUUCCUUUGGCAGGCUUUUCAUUGGUUGUAUGUGGUGUUCUCAUUGCUGUUAGGAACAAUCGCUAGGACAAACCAAUGUUAUACAGCUAUGUGUCAAGACUACUGUAUCUUCCCACUUUUGUUGUACAGUUAUUUGCAACAUGUUAACAGUGACCUUUGAUUUGUAACACACCAUGCAUGAUCUCAUGUUACCCAUAGUUCCAUAUAACCUUCUAAUAAAUUCAAAGUCAUAUGCUUGGCAGCAAGCAAUCUUCUGCAG
Messenger RNA from Heteronotia binoei (common prickly gecko), 2569 nucleotides. RefSeq names its product synapsin II (gene SYN2). The coding region runs from base 51 to 1784 and encodes 577 amino acids. NCBI's taxonomy places the organism in Eukaryota, Metazoa, Chordata, Lepidosauria, Squamata, Gekkonidae. Gene Ontology annotation, cellular component: synaptic vesicle; synaptic vesicle membrane. The transcript has 13 exons. The record is from RefSeq and is a predicted model, not a curated record. Gene Ontology annotation, molecular function: ATP binding. Gene Ontology annotation, biological process: neurotransmitter secretion.